GUGUGUGUGUGUGUGUGUGUGGGUGCUAGUGAACUACCCUUCCCCUCAUGCACAAGGUGGCUCCGAUCCCCUCCCUCAGGUGUAACGCCAUCAGCCACGCGGAAGCGGAGAAAAAGUGAGUGCAAAGCGGCAUCGACCGAUCCCGAUUUAGUGGCACCAUGAAGCAGGACCUCGCGGUGGGCAUGUUCGUGGAGGACGACCGGGAUGUGUACAUGAUCGAGCGGAAGGACACGAUCGCGGACAUCAUCCGGAUGCAGCAGCAGGCCGCCCUCUGGCAGACGCUGGCCGUCGAUCUCGUCGAUUGCGGUCCCGGCAGCCGGGAGGGCGAUAACUACAUGUCGGUUAUCAAGCGCGUGGUGGCGCACUGUAAGGCGAAAUCCUUCGACGGCCGUAACCACGUGUUCACGAUUUCGCUGAUCUUCAAGCGGCAACUGACGAACCCAAACCGCCGGAGGUUGUUCCGGUGUGAUGCGGCAUUCGAGAAUGAGAUUACGGCGUACGCAAGCAUCGUUCCGGUGAUGCAGCGGAUAUCACCGUACGAUCUGCCGUAUCCCAAGUGUCUGACAGCGGGCAGCGAUGACCACGGGGACCGGAUCGUGCUGGAGGACCUCACGACCAGUGGGUACGGUAUGGUUGACCGGCGAGUUGGUCUCACCUACGAGCAGUGUUGCGCCGUCAUGAAGGAGCUGGCCAAAUUGCACGCGGUCUCGCUGGCCCUCAAGCGCACGGAUCCGGCCGAGUUCGAGGGCGUGUGCGGGAAGGUGCGCGAGAUCGUGUACUGCGCGGAGGCGGCCGAGUUCUACACGCAUUCGCUCGAGUCAUCGCUCCGGGGCGCCCUGGACAGUCUGCGGUACAGCAACCGGGCCGGUACGGAGCUGGACGCACCGAUUGCGGCCCUCGAAGGGCUGACCGGGCGGCUGUACCGCAUCAUGUCCGGGUUGGUGUGUGAUGGCGUGGACGAGGCGUGGCGCGUCAUCUGCCACGGUGACACGUGGGUGAACAAUCUGAUGUUCAGCAGCGACCACCGGCACGUCCGGUUGCUGGAUCUGCAAACCAUGCGAUGCACCACGCCCGUUUUCGACAUCCUGCAUCUGCUGUACACGAGCACGGAGCUUGAGAUGCGUCGGCAGCACACGGCCGACCUGCUGCAGCAGUACCGGCACACGCUACUUGAGGCGCUGGACGAACACUUCCGGUCCUGUGCGGAUGCCGGAUCGGCGGCGGGCAUGUUGCGCCGUGCUGAGGAAGAGUUUUCCCUGGUGCGGUUGCGCGCGGAGUACGAGCGAUGUCUGGCGUAUGGGCUCGGGAUUGCGAUGUGGUUGCUGCCGGCCGUCACCUUCAAUCCGGACCAGAUACCCGACCUGGAUGCGGUCACGCUGAACGACUUCAAGACGCAGAGCCAGGAGAAGAAGAUCGCCCAGAUGGUGUCGGGGGAUUAUCACACGCGCAUGCGUGACAUUGCGCUGGAAAUGCACGAGCUUGGUGUACUGCAACGGCUCGCUGAUCCGUGCCACUAGGACGCCACGGAACGUCGUCACCCCCGGGAUUGGGUUCAAGGACUCGCUCAGCCCAACCCAAGCUGUACAGUAGUAGGUGUAGGUGUUAUUGCGUUAAUGCGCAUUGGCGCACGUUAAACCCGUUCGUCCGAGAGAGCGAGAGAGAGAGAGAGAGAUGGCGCGCGCGGUGGAGGCCAUAAUGCAUCCGCUUUACGACGAACCGGCACCGUGGCCGCGCGUAUGUGCUCGGACUGCGUAAUGGCGUGGCGAUUGCGCAACCGAUCGACGGUGAUCGUUCAUGUUACCAUUUUAACCUGUUGAAUGCGAUAAGCCGGUACCGGCCAGAUGAGGAUCUGUUUUUGUUCAACUAAAUAAACAUCUGUCCGGGGGCCCGGGAUUGGAGCCUCGAUUCGA
Molecule: messenger RNA, 1910 nt
Organism: Anopheles nili
Lineage: Eukaryota; Metazoa; Arthropoda; Insecta; Diptera; Culicidae
Exons: 3
Coding region: 159-1517 (452 amino acids)
Source: RefSeq, a predicted model, not a curated record